AUGUUUACUAUGUUAGUACGACAGCACGCUAAGAAGACUGCGUUUUAUAAUGUUAAAUGGAAAUUAGUUACACGAAACAUGACUUUUACUGGGAACACAGCGGGGGUUCCUUCUGCAAAUGAGCAGAGGUUAACUAGAGGUGCUUCUGAGGAUGUGAUGAAAAGAAACACAACAGUGGAAGGUGGACAUUCGCCAAUGGAUAGUCGCAUGAUUGCAGGGAUUGCUGUCCCAUCAAGACCGUUUCAACCAGAAAAUUGCUGUAUGUCAGGAUGUGUAAACUGCGUUUGGGAUAUUUACAGCGAGGAUAUCAAAUAUUGGAGAUUGAAGCGACUUGAGGCUGUGGAGAAGGUUACUGCGACAUCAGAGGUUUGGCCUGAAGAUUGGGAUCCUCCCUUGAAACUACUACCAAUGAAGAAUAUUCCAAAAUCUUUGAAAUCGAAGAAAUUGGAAUAUGAAGAAUUAGUGAAGAACGCUUCAAUCGAUAAAGUAAAUGGUUUAUUCCCUCCAAGGAAACAUUCCCUUCCGAAGAGUGUCAUUGAGGCAAAGAAAAGGAACCUUAUUAAGAAAACACAAGAAAAUCUUAAAGCAGAAGAAGUCGAUAAUGAUGGAUGGAAUGAUAUUCCUGUGUCGAUUAAAGCAUUUGCUGAAUUCGAAAGAAAGAAAAAGUUAUCCAAAGUGCAUUGA
Molecule: messenger RNA, 684 nt
Organism: Tetrapisispora phaffii CBS 4417
Lineage: Eukaryota; Fungi; Ascomycota; Saccharomycetes; Saccharomycetales; Saccharomycetaceae
Gene: DPC25
Product: Dpc25p
Exons: 1
Coding region: 1-684 (227 amino acids)
Cellular component (GO): mitochondrion
Source: RefSeq, a predicted model, not a curated record